Molecule: messenger RNA, 1362 nt
Organism: Apis mellifera (honey bee)
Lineage: Eukaryota; Metazoa; Arthropoda; Insecta; Hymenoptera; Apidae
Product: acyl-CoA Delta(11) desaturase
Exons: 7
Coding region: 135-1211 (358 amino acids)
Biological process (GO): unsaturated fatty acid biosynthetic process
Cellular component (GO): endoplasmic reticulum membrane
Molecular function (GO): stearoyl-CoA 9-desaturase activity; iron ion binding
Source: RefSeq, a predicted model, not a curated record
AUGCACUUUAUAAAUUGAUAAAUAUGACGUACGCUGUUGUAUUUUCAUAUUCGCAGUGAACAUUGGAUCACAUCAACGUUGUGAGUGAUAGUAAUAAGAUAUUGAUUUUUUAAAAUAGUGUCAUUGAUAACAUUAUGAAGAUAAUUCAAGAAGGAUUUAAAGAAUUAUUUUAUAAAAAAGAAAUAACAAAGAAUCAGAAUAGUUUUAAUGUGAAAUCAAAUUACAAAUACAAUAUUGUCUGGAAGAAUGUAAUUGCGAUGAUCUAUUUGCACUUCGGAGGUCUGUAUGGAUGUUUUCUUUUUUUUAAACUUCAUGAAACAGCAUAUACAAGUUUCUGGUAUAUUUUUAUGGGACUAUGUACUUCGAUGGGUAUCACAGCUGGAGCCCACAGAUUGUGGUGUCAUAGAACUUACAAAGCAAAGUGGCCCCUUCGUUUCCUAUUGAUGCUUUCUCAAACACUUGCUUAUCAAAAUCAUAUUUAUGAAUGGGUGCGGGAUCACAGAGUACAUCACAAAUUCACAGAUACUGACGCGGAUCCGCAUAACGCGCGUCGAGGAUUCUUUUUUUCUCAUAUAGGUUGGUUGUUAGUCCGAAAGCAUCCUGAUGUAAUUAAAAAAGGUGCUACUGUUGACAUGAGCGAUCUGGAAAAGGAUCCCAUUGUCGUUUUUCAAAGAAGAUGGUAUUAUGUUUUACUUGUGUUCGUAUGCAUUAUUAUUCCGGUGUGGAUACCCUGUUAUUUCUGGAAUGAAAAAUUCAUAACUUCCUGGUACAUGAAUCUAGGAAGAUAUGUCUGGACUUUGAACUCAACAUGGUUGGUAAAUUCUGCUGCUCAUAUGUGGGGUAUGAAACCAUAUGACGUAAAUAUUCAACCAACCGAAAAUCUAUUUGUGUCCCUCUUUGCUUUCGGAGAAGGAUGGCAUAAUUAUCAUCAUGUAUUCCCGUGGGACUAUAAAACGGGUGAACUUGGUGGUUAUAAAACCAAUCUUACCACUGCGUUCAUUGAUUUCUGUGCUUUAUUGGGACAAGCAUAUGAUUUAAAAACUGUUCCCGAAGAAAUGAUUGCAAAACGAAUAGCCAGAACUGGAAAUGAAUCGAGCUGCAACAAAAACGAAAUCAUUCAUCAUCAUGAAGAUAUGAAAUGGGGCUGGGGCGAUAAAGAUAUGAAACCUCACGAAAUCGAAGAAACAAGAAUUUUUAAUAAAAAAGAUUAAUGGAUAUUCUAUAUUACACUAUAUUAAAUAUUUACUCUAGAUUUAAAGUAACAAAUAUUUAUUAUAAAUAUCACUAAUAGUUUGUAAUUUUCUUUAUCUAUAUGAAAUUCAGAUAAAGUGAUUUAAAUUGUUCAAUAAAUACAAUACAAUA